GCUGACAAAAAAACAGAAUUGCAUAACAUAAAAUCGUGGAAGGUCUGGUCCGAUGUUGAAUUCCGAAGAGCCACCCCGUGCGAAGAAGAGGAAGGAGGAAGAAGAAGAAGGGGGAUCUCUUGAAUCGUGCUUGACAGAUGAUUUGCUUCUGAACUGCGUGGCUAGACUCUCGAGACAAGAGCUCGCGGCCUUAUCUCUGGCCUCCAAGAGUUAUCGCUCUCUAGUAGCGUCCCCCGAUCUCUACAAGAUCCGAUCCCUGAUCGGUCGCACCGAAACAUACGUCUACGUAUGCAUACGAACCCCAGGUCCCGAUUCAGCCAUUCCCUGGUACAUUCCACGUCUCAACCCAACCCUAGGCUGGUAUAUCCUCCGCCGUGGCAAAACCUCGUCUGAUCUGAUUCCAAUCCUUUCGCCCUCUCUGCCUCUGGAAGGAUCCUCAGUGGUGGUGCUGGACUGCGGAAUCUACGUAAUCGGUGGAUUUAUUAUUAAUGGAGAGGAGCAGGAGCAGCGCCGCAGUUCCGACGUGUGGCUGUUGGAUUGUCGGACUCACACUUGGCGAACUGUCCCUUCCAUGGGAGUGGGUCGAGCUUACGGGGCGGCUGGCGUUGUAGACGGGAAGAUUUACGUGUUGGGAGGAUACGAUGUAGUUGAUGAUGGUAAUUGGGGACAAGUGUUUGACCCGAAGACUCAGACUUGGGAUACUUUGCCGCCGCCAAUGCCUAAAGGGAAGAUUGUCAAUAAUUUGAAUAUCCACGACAGUUUUGUGAGGGAUCAUAAGGUUUACGCAGUGGAUGGAAUGGAUAGAACCUAUUACUACUCGCCGAGGGAAGUUAAAUGGGGAACUGGGAACCGUGAUCAACAGAUACGAUGCCGAAGGGAUUGGUGUAUGAUUGAUAACUUGAUUUAUUGUCUUAACAGCGACGGGAGUAUAAAUUGGUGUGAGCCAGAUGAGUUGGAUUUGCGUGGUGAGAAGGAGGAGAUCAUGAUAAAUACAAAGGAGGUCAAGGGUUUAGGCUCCUCUCUAAAAGUGAGUCUCUUUCUUUCAAGUCUUGUCCACGUUGGUGACCAGAUACUACAUCGGUGGGAACAAACUAAAAUCAAGAAUGGACAUCCACCGCCAAAUAAGAAGAGCAAGUUUGCUACAAUCCUAGAGUUGGAAGUUUUAAUUCCAGGUGCCAGACUGAUCAACUCUGGUGGCGAUGGCAACAUGGUGCUCUUCUGGGAUCGCUAUGGCACGGAUGGUCUUGAGAUUCGGUGUGCGGAGAUUUCCUUGGAGAGACGCCAAGGCGAAGGAGGAGGAGGCGAUGAGAUUUGGGGCAAAACUGAGUGGUCUAGUGUUGUCAUGACCUAUGAACCUUGGCCAAACCACUACAAGUUUUAUAUCUCCCCAAGAUUUGCUAACUUGAGAAAGGGAACUCGUGGGGGAGAUGAUAUGCCUCUAGGUUUCGAUCACUUGUGAUUAUUUUUGCUGCAGUGGCAGUAAAACAGACCUGCAUCACUGUAUGAAUGUUCAGAGUUUGAUGUUAUAUCACACAAAGUUGUACAAGACAAGGGUUCGUUAGAUUGGAUCUAAAUCUCUAUUGUAUACUGAUCGUGUUAUAUAGAGAGGUUUAGUGAUA
This is a messenger RNA of Raphanus sativus (radish), 1619 nucleotides long. Its product is annotated as F-box/kelch-repeat protein SKIP6. The record is from RefSeq and is a predicted model, not a curated record. The transcript is spliced from 2 exons. Bases 53 to 1459 code for a protein of 468 amino acids. NCBI's taxonomy places the organism in Eukaryota, Viridiplantae, Streptophyta, Magnoliopsida, Brassicales, Brassicaceae. Gene Ontology annotation, molecular function: protein binding.